GGAAGCUCAACAGGACUGUCACUUCAACACACGAUACUCAAUUGACUAAGGAUCGGAAGAUUGAAGGGAUAGUGAGGGAGAUUGGACGAAGAUGCCGCCAAAAGGAGCCUCCACAAAGCUGCAGCCGAUGCGCCUGCCCCCUCUGCCCAAGUUACGAGUCCGACGACCAAACCAAACAGAUGCAAAUCCAUGCCUUGUGCUCAUGAGCUCAGUGCUGACAUGCUGGGCAUCGUCAGGAUAUACAGCUGCAGGAUGUGCAGCGUUGGAGACACAGUUGAGGGCUUGUAUGGAUGCGCCUAGACCGAAAACGGUGAAGAAGAAUACGAUUAAUUACCAUUUGUCGAGGAUGUAUCCGAAUAUCAUUGGACCUAGAAAGAGGAAGUGA
Hyaloscypha bicolor E is the source of this 385-nucleotide messenger RNA. RefSeq names its product mitochondrial ribosomal protein 10. NCBI's taxonomy places the organism in Eukaryota, Fungi, Ascomycota, Leotiomycetes, Helotiales, Hyaloscyphaceae. Gene Ontology annotation, cellular component: mitochondrial small ribosomal subunit. Gene Ontology annotation, biological process: mitochondrial translation. The record is from RefSeq and is a predicted model, not a curated record. The coding region runs from base 92 to 385 and encodes 97 amino acids. The transcript has 3 exons. Gene Ontology annotation, molecular function: structural constituent of ribosome.